Messenger RNA from Camellia sinensis, 479 nucleotides. The record is from RefSeq and is a predicted model, not a curated record. Lineage: Eukaryota; Viridiplantae; Streptophyta; Magnoliopsida; Ericales; Theaceae.
AUCAUUUUUCAGACAUGACAGAUACACUGGUGCGAUUGAUGCAUGCCAGAGGAGGAGUGCAUUGGUUGUGCGUUAAAAUUGAUAUGGUGGACCGUGUAGCCUACCUAUUCGACUCAGUCCCAUCCAACCGACCGAACAAAAGGAAGCUAAAUGCAGCUAAAAUUUUGGUUGAAACUAUGCACGACUUGCUGCAACUACACUUUGGAAAUGAUUAUGUUACAGACGUGCGUACCUUCCACCGCUGCAUGUUAGACGAGAGGCCAGUACAACAACUGGACGACACGUUUGACUGUGGGAUGUUCGUCAUCAAAUUCAUGCAGCAACCUGAUUUAAGCCCCGGUCCACACAAGUUCGCUCCCUCUGUGCGUCAUAAGUUGUUGGUUGACAUCGUUAUGGAUGUCAAUAAUGCAAAGAUCGCAGAGUACCGGGACUGCCUUCAUAUGAGCAAUGCCACAAGCUAGGCCAGUGAUGGGAAUGAG